UCAGACUACUAUGAAAGUGUGUGUGUGUGUGAGUGAGUGCGUGCAUGAGAGAGUGAGAGAAGGACGGUGUGAGCCCAGUGUAUGGUUGAGUGAAAACACUGACAGCUGUGGUUGCUCAGGCUGCUGUAGACUGAGGGAGACAGUGGGAGAACUUAGCACCUCAGGGAACAUUUAUGAUAGGAGACGCAUGUCGUGCAGUGCUGUAUGAGCGCAGUUGCUGCAGGCAUACAGCAGGCGGAGAGUGCACGCUGGAUCACGGCUGCAGGGGAGGAAAGUUCUCUGACACGGAGUCUUUAGACAAGUAAACGACCAGCGACGGAGUCCGCAAUGAGCUGCAGAAAGAGAUGCAAGAGGGAGAUCUUAAAGGUUGCCCAGUACUUCUUCAGAUUUGUCACCGGUGCACUUCAUGCAGACAGUACCGAGGAUGAGCUGGAGGUCUCAGCCGUGCGGCAUCGGCCAGAAGGCCUGGAACAGCUGGAGGCCCAGACCCGAUUCUCUCGCAAAGAGCUGCAGAUCCUUUACCGUGGCUUCAAGAAUGAAUGUCCAAGUGGUGUGGUCAAUGAAGACACGUUUAAAGGAAUAUACGCUCAGUUCUUCCCACAGGGAGAUGCAUCCACAUAUGCACAUUUUCUGUUCAACGCUUUUGACACAGACCACAAUGGCGCAGUGAGUUUCGAAGAUUUUGUAAUGGGCCUGUCAAUCCUCCUAAGAGGCACAGUUCAAGAGAAACUCAACUGGGCAUUUAACCUGUAUGAUAUUAAUAAAGAUGGAUAUAUAACAAAGGAGGAAAUGUUAGACAUCAUGAAAGCUAUAUAUGACAUGAUGGGAAAAUGGACAUAUCCAGUUCUUAAAGAGGAAACUCCAAGACAACACGUGGAGAUUUUUUUCCAGAAAAUGGACAAAAAUAAGGAUGGAGUUGUCACCAUAGAUGAAUUUAUAGACUGUUGCCAAAAUGAUGAGAACAUCAUGCGAUCAAUGCAGCUUUUUGAAAAUGUCAUUUAAAAGCUGAUGAAAAAGCAGAUGAAAAGUGUCUGGUAGCUUCUAAAUGGACAUGCACUCCACAUGCACCAGUCCCCCAUCACUACAAAUGGAUUUAAAUGGGAGACAAUUUAGACCACUUCAGUACAGCUUCUGUUUAAGGGUUAUUUAUUUUAAUUAAAGGUUAAUAAGAAGUG
Trichomycterus rosablanca is the source of this 1175-nucleotide messenger RNA. It is a transcript of the gene kcnip4a, whose product is annotated as potassium voltage-gated channel interacting protein 4a. The transcript is spliced from 8 exons. The record is from RefSeq and is a predicted model, not a curated record. Gene Ontology annotation, cellular component: voltage-gated potassium channel complex. Gene Ontology annotation, molecular function: potassium channel regulator activity; calcium ion binding. Lineage: Eukaryota; Metazoa; Chordata; Actinopteri; Siluriformes; Trichomycteridae. Gene Ontology annotation, biological process: regulation of potassium ion transmembrane transport. The coding region runs from base 328 to 1002 and encodes 224 amino acids.